This is a messenger RNA of Triplophysa dalaica, 882 nucleotides long. Its product is annotated as trypsin-like. Gene Ontology annotation, molecular function: serine-type endopeptidase activity. The coding region runs from base 12 to 791 and encodes 259 amino acids. The record is from RefSeq and is a predicted model, not a curated record. NCBI's taxonomy places the organism in Eukaryota, Metazoa, Chordata, Actinopteri, Cypriniformes, Nemacheilidae. The transcript has 5 exons. Gene Ontology annotation, biological process: proteolysis.
GCUCUAUAUAAAUGUGUCUGCUGUUUUUGUUCUCCACUUUUGAAAUGAAGACUAUUGUGUUUGCUUUACUGGUGGUGGCUGUGGCCGCCAACACCGAUGAUAAUAAAAUCAUCGGGGGUUAUGAAUGCUCAGCUCACUCCCAGCCCUGGCAGGCUUACCUGACUUAUGAUAAUGGGGAACGUUGGUGUGGAGCAUCUCUGAUUAAUGAAUAUUGGCUUGUGUCAGCUGCUCACUGCUACAUUCCACCUCCUCGACUUGCUGUCCACAUGGGAGAGCAUAACGUCUUCAGUGAUGAAGGCACAGAGCAGCGAUUCUACGCAGAGAAAGUGAUUCCUCACCCAAACUACAAUGCCAACACAUACGACAACGACAUCAUGCUGAUCAAGCUGAAUCAGCCGGCCGUCUUCAACGGCUAUGUGAAUGCAAUCCCUCUGGCGACCAGCUGCUCUUUCACAGGGGAGCAAUGCUUGGUUUCUGGAUGGGGCAAUCAGAUCAACACAGGAGUUGACUAUGCUUCUGUGCUGCAGUGUUUGAAUUUGCCGGUACUCGCAAGACAACAGUGUCAAUCCAUUUAUGGUUCCAAAUUUAGCACUAAUAUGCUCUGUGCUGGAUUUUUGGAGGGGGGCAAAGACUCAUGUCAGGGAGAUUCUGGUGGCCCUUUUGUGUGCAGUGGUAAACUGCAAGGAGUUGUUUCCUGGGGCUAUGGCUGCGCUCAGCCAGGCUAUCCUGGGGUUUAUACUGAGGUGUGCCGCUACAUUAACUGGAUCAACAGCACCAUGGCUAGCAACUAAAUGUUUGCUCAGCCUGGUUGGUCUUUGUAAUUCAAGAUCAUUUAAUUUUAUUUCUGAAAUAUCUAUUAAUAAAUUCAUCCUGGGACAGGUA